AAAAUAGUGAAAGAACUCAACCUCUAAAUCCAGCCUUUAGCGCACGCUCUCCGCUCCUUCUCUCUCUCACACCCCCUCUGCACCGCCUGGGUGACGUACUGAAUUCUCCCAAGAGAAAAUAUCCAUUAUGUUACGUUUCAGACCAAACCCUCCACUGCUUUUCGUUUUCCUUUUCUUAUCGUUUUUCUUGUUGAUAGAUGGCAGUGCCGAAGCCUACGAUACCCACAGUUUCAAAGCCCCAGGGUUUCUCUUAAGUGAGGCUGAGAGAGAGUUUAGAGGGGUGUUGCCAUGGCUCACAAAACGGAGGAGUCUUGCAGAUGGAAAUGGAGACAACUCGUCUCUGAUUCUGGCUGCGGAUAGGACUUACCGGACAGACCCUCUUGAUCAUUUCAAAAAAUACACUGGUGGCUGGAAUAUCAGCAAUGUUCACUACUGGGCUUCAGUGGUUACUACAGCAUUGCCUUUCUUUGUCAUCGCUGCAGUCUGGUUCGUGAUUUUUGCAAUAUGCCUGUUCAUCAUAUGCAUCCGCCAUUGCUGCUGCCAAAUUGUACCUUAUGGCUAUUCUCGGACAGCUUAUGCCCUGUCUCUUAUAUUCCUCAUAUUCUUUACCAUUGCUGCGAUUGUUGGAUGCGUUGUGCUGUACACUGGUCAGGGGAAAUUUCACAGCAGUACAACAAGCACACUGGAUUUUGUUGUGUAUCAGGCAAAUGUUACAGUUGAAAACCUCAGGAAUGUGUCAGAUUAUCUUGCUGCAGCUAAGACAGUUGAUGUGGCUUCUGUUCUUCUCUCAACAGAUGUCCAAAGAACCAUUGACAGUACUGAAACAAAGAUUAACUCUUCUGCUGCAACUCUUUCCACAAAAACGCAGGAAAAUUCAAAGGACAUUCGGCAUGGAUUGGAUAGCAUGAGAUUGUCUCUUAUUAUUGUUGCUGCUGUUAUGCUGUUUUUGGCAUUUCUUGGAUUUUUGCUCUCAAUUUUUGGAUUGCAGUGUUUAGUUUACUCCCUGGUGAUCCUUGGGUGGAUUCUUGUUGCUGGCACAUUUAUUUUGUGUGGAGUUUUUCAUCUCAUCCACAAUGUGGUUGCAGAUACAUGUGUUGCAAUGGAUGAAUGGGUUCAGAACCCCACUGCCCAUACAGCAUUAGAUGAUAUUCUCCCAUGUGUGGACAAUGCAACUGCUCAAGAGACAUUGCUACGAACCAAGAAUGUCACUUACCACCUAGUAAACGUGGUGAAUGGCAUUAUCUCCAAUGUCAGCAACAAGAAUUACCCAGCAUCUGCUGGACCUUUAUAUUUCAAUCAGUCCGGACCCCUGAUGCCACUUCUUUGCAACCCGUUUAAUUCUGAUCUCACAGAUCGGCAGUGUGUAUCUGGCGAGUUGGACUUGUCCAAUUCUACAAACGUUUGGAGGAAUUAUACUUGUCAGAUUUCCUCAUCUGGGAUCUGCACUACACCUGGCCGGUUGACACCCCAAAUUUACUCACAAAUGACAGCUGCUGUGAAUGUAAGUUAUGGUUUGUAUCACUAUGGACCAUUCCUAAUCAAUCUGGAAGACUGCACCUUUGUGCGAAAUGCAUUCUCAACUAUCAGCAGUAAAUACUGUCCUGGCUUACGGCACUACAGUCAAUGGAUCUACAUCGGUUUGGUAAUGGUAUCUGCUGCUGUGAUGCUGUCAUUGAUUUUCUGGGUAAUCUAUGCGAGAGAGCGAAGGCACCGGGUGUAUGCUAAACAGUUUAUGACCUGACCGCCAGAAGAACAAGACAAGGGCUCAUAGAUGUCCAAAGGUCGGUUGUUUUUACCUGUAUGUUUUAGGUAUAAACAGUAUAAUACCUUAGGCCUAAAUCAUUUGAACAUGAGAUGUUUAUUAGUUAAGAGUUUGGAACCUCUCUUCUGGGGGAAGAAUGACUUGAGCAUUUCAGUAGUCCCGUAGGGGUCCAUUACUGUUAGAUUUUCUCCUAGUUGCUGGUAGAACUGACUGGAGGGCGGUUUACCGUCGGACACUCCCUCUGUUGGUAUUUACCUGUUAGUGCCUUGAAGUAAUUCUGUAUUUAACUUUAGAUUAUACUUCUAUAUGGAAUAGCAUCUGUAGCAAUUGAAUUAUUU
Messenger RNA from Rubroshorea leprosula, 2100 nucleotides. Lineage: Eukaryota; Viridiplantae; Streptophyta; Magnoliopsida; Malvales; Dipterocarpaceae. The record is from the annotation of a GenBank genome assembly.